Tetranychus urticae (two-spotted spider mite) is the source of this 10919-nucleotide messenger RNA. RefSeq names its product laminin-like protein epi-1. Lineage: Eukaryota; Metazoa; Arthropoda; Arachnida; Trombidiformes; Tetranychidae. The record is from RefSeq and is a predicted model, not a curated record. Gene Ontology annotation, biological process: animal organ morphogenesis; tissue development. Gene Ontology annotation, molecular function: protein binding.
UUUCAUUUUGAAAGCUGUUUCAAAAUGUUGCAACUUUUCUAGUUGCUUUAUUUGAACUUGCAAUGUCUCCAACAAUUUCAAUCAAAAUGGUUGAUUUUCAAAGAUUUAUUUUAUUGUUUUUAUUUAUAUCUCUAUUUUCAAUACAAUUAAGUGACCAGGAGGUUCUUAAUCCACCUUAUUAUAAUAUUGCUGAAGGACGUAAAGUCCAUGCGACAGGUACGUGUGGUGAAGGAGUUGGUAAAGAGCCAUUUUGCAAAAUCGUUGGUUCUACGUGGCCGGACUUAGAAAUAGAUUACAAUUACACUGUAGUCCGUGGGCAAGCUUGUGAUGUUUGUGAUCCAAAUAACCCCAAGAAAACUCAUUCAGCAAAUUAUGUUACUGAUGGCACAUCUAAAUGGUGGCAAUCACCUCCAUUAUCUCGAGGUCCUGAAGCCGCUCAAGUCAACUUGACAAUUGAUUUAGGACAAGAAUAUCAUGUGGCAUAUGUUUAUGUUACUAUGGCUAAUUCACCUAGACCAGGAGUUUGGGUUAUUGAAAGGUCGGUUGAUGGAGGUUCGUCGUUUAAGCCUUGGAUGUAUUUUGCUGACUCUAAAGAGGAAUGCGUAAGACAAUUUGGCGAAGAAAGUAUUCAACCGUUAACUCGAGACGAUCAAGUUAUUUGCGAAACAAAAUAUUCAAAAUUAAUUCCUCUAGAAGAUGGUGAGAUUAUAAUAUUGCUUUUGAAAAAUAGACCCGGUGGAGAUAAUUUUACCAGUUCAGAGGCUCUACAGGAAUUUACCAGAGCUACUAAUAUUCGUCUUCGAUUCAUUAGGCCUCUAACUUUCGGUAUCAAUAAUCUAUUGAAUUUUGAGAAAACAUUUCUUUCUCGUUACUUUUAUAGCAUUCGAGAGAUCAAAGUAGGUGCUCGGUGUGUAUGUAAUGGUCAUGCUGAAGCUUGUGAUUUUAUCGAUCCGAACAGUCCAGAUAAAUCGCAUUGUGCCUGUCGACAUAACACUACUGGUGUCCAAUGUGAAAAAUGUAAACCACCUUUUAUGCAGAAACGUUGGAGACCAGCGACUCCUAAUGACCCAUUUGAAUGUGAAAAAUGUAACUGUAACGGCCACUCAGAGGAAUGUAUAUUUGAUGAUGAAGUCGAGAAGAAUCAUCAGUCUAUGGAUAUACACGGUAAUUACGAGGGUGGUGGACGGUGUAUUAAAUGUGAUCACAAUACCAAAGGAAUAAAUUGUCAUGAAUGUAAAUUUGGCUUUUAUCGACGCAAAGGACUACCUCUCAAUGCGACAAAUAUCUGUGUUAAAUGCAGUUGUUUCAAGUCUAGUCAAACUGGCGGCUGUGAUGCAGAAACAGGACUCUGUCAGUGUAAAAACAACUUUACCAACGCACCAGCCUGUGAUAAAUGUGCUUAUGGUUAUUAUAAGGAACCAGAUUGUCCUAGAUGUCCAUGUUAUCGUAAUGGUACUUUGGACGAUAUUUGCGCUCCAAGUAGAGGUCAAUGCAUUUGUAAAAAGUCUUAUUCUGGUGCUGAUUGUUCAUCUUGUGCUGCUAGUUACUGGGGAUUUCCUAAAUGUCAACCCUGUAACUGUGAUUUAUCUGGCUCUGUUUCACCCAAUUGUGAUUCAACCAAUGGUAAAUGUACUUGCAAAAAACAGUUUUCAGGUAAUUUAUGUAGUUCUUGUUCUGUUGGAUUUUUCGGUUUUCCUGAAUGUCAGGCCUGUGACUGUAACCCACUAGGAACUUUUGAAGACGUUUGUAAUUUAACUAACGGAACUUGUAAAUGUAAACCUGGUUUCGGUGGGUCAAGAUGUGAUCAAUGUAUUCCUGGCUAUUACGGUUUCCCCGAUUGUAAACCUUGUACUUGUUACUCGGAAGGAUCAAUUAAUGAAAAUUGCAGUAAAGAUGGCAAGUGUUCAUGUCACCCUCGUUAUGGUGGUUUAAAAUGUAAUCAGUGUGCUCCUGGUUACUUUGACUUCCCCAAAUGUGAAGCUUGCGGCUGUGAUCCAGCAGGAUCUUCAGGUACUUCUUGUCUAAAUGGUGCUUGUUGGUGUAAAGAUAAUUUUGAAGGAACCAAGUGUAACAAGUGCAAGAAAAACUAUUACAAUUAUCCAACUUGUGAAAGCUGUAGCUGUAAUCCAGCUGGUAUUGUUUCUAAUUUUUCUAGAUGCUCUGAAAUCCCAUCUCAAAAAUUUUGCAACUGUAAAGAAAGAGUAGUUGGACGUAAUUGUGACACUUGUGCUCCUCAUUUUAAAAAUUUACGCGCUAUAAAUCCUUUGGGCUGUGAUCCUUGUCGGUGUAAUCGAGCUGGUUCCAUCAAUGGUCUGGAUUAUUGUGAUGGCGACUCUGGUCAAUGUAUAUGUAAAGAAUCUGUUACUGGGUUAACCUGCGAUCGUUGUUCUUAUGGUACUUAUGCUCUAUCAAGUGGUAAUUAUCUUGGCUGUGUCCCAUGUGAUUGUGAUGUUGGUGGCUCAUGGCGUAGUGUUUGUGACAAAAUAACUGGUGCAUGCCAAUGUAAAUUCAGGAUUGAAGGUCGUCGAUGUGAUCGCCCUCAGAUAGCUCAUUAUUUUUACACGACUUAUCAAUACCUAUAUGAAUUAGAAGAUGGUCGAGGUGAAUAUCAUAGUAUACGUUACGACUACAAUGAGACUGUUUUCCCUGGAUUCUCAUGGAAAGGUUACGCUAAAUUUUCCGAGAUUCAAAAGAAAGUUACCAUUGAUUUUUUCAUAAUUAGAUCGUCAUUUUAUCGAGUUAUCUUUCACUACCAUAAUCCAGGAACUGAACCCAUUGUUGGUAACCUGACCUUAACAAAUGAAAAUGAGCCUCCUCAAUAUUUGAAAGUCACUUUUGCACCAACAUUAAAACCAAAGAAAUAUCUGGUUCCAAUGGAUAAAGCAACUCCGUUUCACCUUUUUGUCACAAGACGCCCAUGGAGUGCUUCUUUAACAGCGGAUGAACCUUUAUUAGUCGAUUACAUUGUUUUCCUUCCUCAAGCUUACUUUGAGGCUACGAUUCUUCGAGAAAAUGUGACUGGAGCUUGCACCGUAUCGACUCCUACCUAUCAACUCUGUCGACAUUAUGGUUAUACUAAAUUUCCACCUUCAUCGAUUAGUUAUCCAAAAGGCUUCGCAAAUGCCAAUGUUGACAUUCCGGCAGAUGCACGCGAUUCAUUCUUGAUCAAUGCUGUCUCAUUGUCUGAUCAAGAGCGUGAACACGUCUUUGAUUUGGAUGUUGAUAAAGAGUCGAAAUAUGUUCUAAUUUUAUCCUAUGUUUAUCGUGUCACCAAUCCACCGCCAAAAGGCCAAAUAGCUAGAUUAACAGUCGAAGUUAAUACUUUAAACAAAAUAAAAAUGAAUAUUCCCUUUCAAGUACCAAUAUGCCAAAACACUUUUCCCUGUCGUCAUGUUAUUGUUGAUAAUAAGGGCGCACCAGUUAAGUUUCAUCUCGCAAACGGACCAUCUACAGUUAUUGUUAAACUGGAUAAUGAAAUCGGCGAAGCUACUUUUAGCAUAUUGGGCUUGAUAUUUUUACCGAUUCGUGACUGGCAUAUUGAUCAUGUUAAACCUUCUUUAAUUUGUAUAAUGCGUAAUCUGGAAUGUUUAGAUUUACCAUUUGACGAAAUGUCCGAAUCCAUGAAAAUACCCUUUAAUGGUCAGAGUACAUCAAGUGUUUCAUCAAACAUUAUUGAUGAAUCAAUGGGAAUGAUUCAGCUUUCUGGAGUUGCACCUGUAACUCAAAAUUAUAUACUGGUUGUUCACUAUUACCAACCAGAUUAUCCAGAAUUUGGAAUUGAGAUAACUUUCCUUAAAUCAAUGCAAUCAGCAACAGAACAGGCCACUCUGAAAAUUUCUCACUGUCCUAAUAAAAAUGGCUGCAGAUCCAUGAUCCAAUUCAAAAAGCCUUUGGGAGUUUUGGAAGCUGGCAAAGAGUUUAUGCUAAUAAUGAAUUUACCAAAAGAUCGUUUUGCUAAUUUUGAAAAUUUACUUUUAAUCAGUGAAAAAAAUUUCUCACCAACCCAAUUGAAGUUGCCAAUAGUUGAUCGAUCCACUGAGUUUUUUGCUCAAUGUGCUCAAGAUGCAUUUUAUGUAGACGAUUCUUCUUCAGAAUUUUGUAAACAAGCUGUUUUCACCUUAACCACUGAUCACAAUAGUGGUGGAGCAUUUUGUGGUUGUAAUGCUACUGGAUCUUAUGGAUAUACAUGUAAACCUCUUGGAGGUCAAUGUAAUUGUAAACCAAAUAUAAUUGGAAGAGAGUGUAAAGCUUGCCGAUCAGGUUAUUAUGGAUUCCCUGAUUGUAAACCAUGCAACUGCCCCAAAACUGUGGACUACUGUGACUCAGUUACUGGUGAAUGUGUUUGCCCCAAGAAUGUUGUAGGAAAUAAUUGUGAUCGAUGUGCUCCGUUGGCUUAUGGUUAUGACUCUAAAAUGGGUUGUGAUGAAUGUAAUUGUCAUCCUCUUGGUGUUUUAGAUGGUAAUUUGAAGUGUGAUUCUCGCACUGGUCAAUGUAGAUGUAAAGCCAAAUAUGAUGGACGUAUUUGUAGUCUGUGUAAAAUAGGUUACUUUGAUUUUCCUGAUUGUCGUCGUUGUAAUUGUCAUUAUGAUGGUACAACAUCUGAUGUCUGUGAUUCUAAAUCAGGUUCCUGUUAUUGCAAGGAAAAUGUACUCCGUCCUAAUUGUGAUGUUUGUAAACAAGGAACUUUCAAUCUUGAUCCAAAGAAUCCUGAAGGUUGCACCAAAUGUUUCUGUUUUGGAGUCGCCAAAAAUUGUCGAAGCUCCGAGCUAAAGCUAACUCCUGUGAAAGCCAUUAACUAUUCAAAUUGGUCUGCGGUUGAAAUUGAAUUUUCUGAGUCUGAAUUAAGUUUCACACCGAUAGUGACAACUUCCAAAUUAACAGAGACACAAUUUAGAUUAGAACCCGUUCCAAUGGGACAAGUUUAUCUUUUAUCAAAAUCUGAUUCCAGGAAAAAUUUUUACUUUAAAGUACCAAAUGAAUUUCUCGGUAAUCGCCUAACUUCCUAUGGAGGUUUCAUUCGCUAUCAAACUGUAGAGUUACCUUUGAAAGGCUCCGUUAUAAAUUCAAUUGAUACUCCUGUAACUCCAGACUUAAUUUUCAUUGGACGUAAUCACUCGAUUGAAUUAACAAAUGAUGAACAGCCUGCUUCACCAUUUAGUACACAAAAGUUUGAGAUCGAGUUGGUUGAAAGUAAAUUCCGUCAUUUAUAUGAAUCAACACCAGUUACUCGAGAACAGUUUAUGACUUUGCUAACUGAUCUGCAGUCUAUUUAUAUUCGUGCUUCAUACUUUACACCAGUUGGAGCCGUUUAUCUUGCUGACUUUACAUUUGAUUUAGCUUCCAAUGGUUCAAUUUUAAAUGCUUCAUUAGCUCGUCGAGUCGAACAAUGUAGCUGUCCAGUAAAUUAUAAAGGAAGUUCAUGUGAAGAAUGUGCCAGUGGCUAUUAUCGAAUCUCAGUUGGACCUUACUUGGGUUCGUGUAUUCCUUGUAAGUGUCAUGGACAUUCAAAUGAGUGUGAUCCGUUAACAGGGAAAUGUUUAAACUGCAAUCAUAACACGACUGGUGAUCAUUGUGAACUGUGUAAAUCAGGUUUUUAUGGAAAUGCAACUGUUGGAAAACCUGACGAUUGUUUGAGCUGUCCUUGUCCAUCGCCAAAUAAUUUUGCUACUUCUUGUAAGAUGGAUCAAGAUACUCGACUAAAAUCAGAAUGGAGUUGUAACUGUAAACCUGGUUAUACCGGUAAACUGUGUAACCUUUGUGCUGUGGGUUACUUUGGUAAUCCCUUAAUUCCUGGCAACUUCUGUCAACCUUGUAACUGUAAUGGUAACAUUGAUUCAACAGAUCCUGAUUCUUGUCACUCAUUUUCGGGAAACUGUGCGAAAUGUCUCAAUAAUACUGCUGGUAAAUCAUGUGAACGGUGUGCUGAUGGAUAUUAUGGUGAUGCUAUUAAACUGAAAAACUGUCGGCCUUGUCAGUGUGUUAAUUGUGGCACUGCAGUUUGUGACCAAUAUAGCGGUAAUUGUAAAUGCCAUCCUAAUGUUAUUGGUGACUAUUGUAAUGAGUGUAAACCAAAUCAUUAUGGAUUCAAUACAUGUGCCGGUUGUACGCCUUGUAAUUGCUCUGAUGCCUCUAAAGGACACGAUUGUGAUGCAGACUCGGGUCAAUGUCGUUGUCAACCUGGUGCCACUGGGAGAACAUGUAAUGUCUGUGAACCUGGAUUCUGGAAAUACAGUAAAUUGGGUUGUGAAUCUUGUGGAUGCAGUGAAAAAUAUUCAAAGGGAGUUGUCUGUAACCAGAAAACUGGAAAGUGUGAAUGUUUACCUGGAGUUGUUGGUGAAAAAUGUGACAAAUGUCCACGGCGUUGGGUAUUUGUAGACCAGAAAGGAUGUCACCAAUGCACUGACUGUCAAGAUACUCUACUUGACGAUACAGACCUUCUCAUGAAUGAGAUAACUCCAAUAUUUAAUGAUCUCAGCAACACAGCAAAAAGUGUCUAUACAGCGAAAAAAUUUUCGCUAUUGAUUAGCAACUUAACCAAAUUGGAAAAUAAAAUGUCUAUUAACAUUAAUGCAUCAAAAUUGAUCAAUCUCUCUACUCUGGGUAAUGAAAUGGUAAAAAUUAUUAAAGGAUCAGAUAAUUUAUCGGUAUGGCAGGAAAGGUUAUCUCACUUGGCUUCAAGUGUUGUCAAAUGGAACAAGACUUUAUCAAAAGCUGAUACGAUUCUCCAUGAAAGCAAAAAGGUCUCGAAUGAGGUAAACAAAACAAUUGAACAAUUUAAGGCUACUGAACAUCUUUACAAAACUGAAGCAGCUGAAGUGAGUUUCCCAGCUAUGCUGAGUCAAUGUGAAAGCAAUACAAACGAGGUUAAAAGAGUGAACAGUUUCAUUGACGGUAAAACAAGAGAAGUUGACGAUAUUUUAAACGAACUCGCAUUCAACUUUUGGUCGAAAGUCAAACGCUUAUUCAAAGACAUUUCUGCCUUGAAGACUGACGCUAAUGGAUUUAAAGAGCGAUUAAAUAGAGCUGUAAAUAUUUUAACCGAUGCUAACCUGAAAAUUGCUAACUCAACGAGUGUUUCUCUGGAUGUUCAGCGUAGUCUGAAUAUAAGUCACACUUCUCUUAAAGAGCCAAUGAUUUCCAAUAUCAAUUUGAUGAAAAAUCUCGAUUCUUCAAUUGCAACCCAUCUGAAGGAAGCCAAAGCUAAAAUUAACCAAUCUAGUGCAAUUUUAAUAGCUACUUCAAGCUCACUUGUCACUUUAGUUGAACUAUCUUACCCGGUGACUACUAAAAAAGAGCGACUUGUUGGUCUAUUGGGCAAACUAAAGAAACUUCAAGAACUUAGAUUGACCAAUGAGGUAAAAAAGGCUAUACAAUAUUCAAACAAUUUGAACAAAACUGCUAUUAAUCUCGGUUUGACUUUUUCAAGAGUAUUUGAAGAAGAGAGCUUAGCCCGCAAAAUUAAAGCUGCAAAAGCUUUUGGAAUUGUUGAAAAGGCCAUUGAAUCGGCAGAAAAUUUAGUGCGAGAUCUUAAUAUAUCGUCUGAUAAACCAUGGAAGAAGAUAAAAGAUGAAAUAUCUUCAGUUCAGCAAGACGUUAUGAAAAAUAAAGGAAAGGCAAGUGAACUUAAAGCAAAUAUCUUGACCAUUGGAGCCAAAGAUCUGUACCAGAAAAAUGAAACUAUUAAUUUGAAAGAUGCUAUGAUUAAACUGCAAAGUCAAAAAUUGGAUAAAUUAAUCAUAGAACUGGGAAAUACCACUGAGAAUAUUAUUGCGUUUAAUAAAGACUCUAAGUUGAUGGAAUCGAUUCAGCUCAGUGCCCAUAUAGCUAAUAAUGUUUCAACACGUUUUGAUCAACUUGUCAUUGACAUCGAUUCCAUAUCAAAUGCAACAAAUGAACUUAAACAGGAUCAAGAGCAAAUAUUUAUUGAUAUUAAUGAAGGGACUUCAUUGUACACUUUAUAUGAUCCAAGAAAAAUCCGAGAAAGAGUUCAUAAUUCAGAGGUUAAAGUUGCUGAAAUGAUGAACUUGGUUAAAUCAUCUAAACCUGUAAUUGAAAAAUUGAAAAGGAUGGUUAUUCGAGCUCGUAAGAUGGCAAGUCAUAUUGAUUUAGCAAUGAAAUUGGACAAAAUUUCUUUUGCUCAAUUAAGGCUACCUGAAAAUUUAUUACGCACCUCUAAAAGCUUGACCAGCUUAUCACUCAACUUUGCCAGCAUUUAUAAUGAUGGACUAUUGUUUUUCAUGGGUAAUUUAAAUAAAUCUCAACCUCAACAUGUUAAACGUUCAACUGACAAGGAUCUCACGAAUAGGAAUGAUUAUAUUGCUGUUUGUCUCAACAAAGGAAAGGUUAAAGUUGUUUUAGAUUUAGGCAGUGGCCCUCAAUCCAUAGAGACUGACGACACUUUCAAUGACGGUGAUUGGACUGGAUUAGUAUUUAACAGAGUUGGUAAAAAAAUGAAUCUAACAAUGUUAAAAGGUGACAAGAUGACUGUGACUGUUGGUUACAUUGAAGGAAGCUCAUUUUUAUUUGAUCUCAACAACCAAUCACAGAUAUUUGUUGGUUUGAUUCCAAGCGAUUAUAUCGUGCCAGAUACAAUUAACGCCAAUAUUUUCAAUGGUUCUUUGGCUCACAUUACUUACAGCGAUAUUCCCAUAAGUCUACACAAUUUCAAACGUGGAUUUUAUUCUGGUGGUGCCUUUUCACCUGAUCCGCCUAAAUUUAAAGGCUGUUUCAAAGAUGAACUUGAUAACUCAAAAAGGACUCCAGGAGUAACCUUGGGUUGUGUUGAAUCUAGAGUAACUGAAGCUGUUUUUAAAACAAACGUUAGACCAAGUUUCAUUGAAAUGCCAUUGAAGAAAGAAAUUGAAAGUUUCCAAAUAUCAUUCAAAUUUAAAACUAAUUUAUCCAAAACUAUAAUAUUUGCUAUGCACAUGACGCCUGGUGAAAACACAAACAUGGCAUUUUCUUCAAUCUUUAUUGAGAAAGGAAUACUUAAAUUUGUAACUUUUCCUGGUGGAAGUGCAUAUUCAGAUGUUCGUUGCAAUGAUAGUGAAUGGCAUUAUGUGAUGUUAACUAAAAAAGGCAACUCUUAUAAACUCAACAUAGAUGAUAAACCUGAAGUCUCCAAAGAUUUCCCAGAACAAAAUCUACAUGAAUCUGCCGAAUCAUAUUCUAUUGGUGGGUCAGAUGAACAUAUUCGAGGAAAUUUUCCAGUUUUUAUUGGGUGUGUUGGUGAAAUUGUGGUUAAUAAUGAACUUCAAGAUCUAAGAAAUGCAGAUGAUGUUAAUGCUGCAACCUUGGUUAAUUGUGACCAACAAUUGAUUAACAGCGAUAAUGACACAUCAACUGAAAUUAUUCCCAAUUUACCUUCACUAACAAAUACAAACAUCACACCAACCACACCAGCCAUCAAUCCAUCUUUACUAGCCAAUUACACAACAGUCCCAAAUUGUGCACUUCCAAUGGUUCCCAUUGAGCCAGGUGUUACCAUAGAUAGUCAUGGUCGUCGAUUUGGUACUUCUCGACAUUCUCGAGUUGAAAUUAAAUUGAGUUCCGAAUUGAUAAAAUCGUUUGAAACAGGGUCUAAUAUUAGCCUUCGAUUCUCACCAACUAGAAAAAUGUUUGGAGAGGGAAAUAGAGCAGGAAUUUUAUUCUUUGUUUCUGAUGCACAAUUUGAUGAAUUUAUGUGUCUUUAUAUCUAUGAUCAAGUCAUGUAUCUGGCAUGGAAUGUUGGAAGUGGUCAUAAAAUUCUCAAAGGAGAUUGGAUUAUCUCAAAAUCUAAUGUUAGAAUAACAUUUGGUCUUAAUGGAAAUGCUGGUUGGGUUGAUUCUUACACUGCAACUUCACCUGGAAACUCGACAAAAUUCAACAUAGUAUCUCCAGCUUAUAUAGGAGGUUUACCACCGAUUGCAGCUCAUCGAGUUGGACCACUUAUUUGGAACAUGAAUCAUUCAUAUAUUGGUUGUAUUCGAGAUAUUGUCAUCAAUGGAAUACCAAUCAGCCUAGAAGAAAAAGAAACAGAAAAUGGAUAUAAAUUCGUGAACACGCCAAUUUGCACGAAUCAAAUUGAAUCUGGAGUCUAUUUAACCGGUCAAAAUAGCUAUUUAUCUUGUUAUGAUAAAUUUAAAGUUGGACUUACAGUUGUAAUUGAGUUUCAUAUUAAACCUCGUAUUUUGAAUGGUCUUAUUUUGGCUACAUUUGGUCAUCCCAACGAGAAAGGUGAAAUCAGUGAUUAUCUAAUCGCUAAGUUGAAUAAUGGUGCUAUUCAAUUAACGGUUAAUAAUGGAUUCGGUGAAAAGACUGCAACUCUUGACAUGAAAAACGGCUCUGCGGCAAUCUGCGAUGGAAAUUGGCAUAUGAUUACGAUUACCAAAAUUUCAAACUCUCACAUGAUUACCGUAAACAAAGAAGAAAGUGAAGCUGUUUUCGGACCUGGAGGCUUUAACGUUGCUGAUACAUCAACUCCUAUUUUUGUUGGUGAUGUUCCAGAUUAUUAUCGACGUAUACUCCCUGAUUUACCUCCUCCUUACAUUGGUUGUGUUAGUCACAUGAGUGCUUAUUCUCCGAAACAAAGAGGAUACAUAAAUUACAUAAGUAUGGGAAGGUACUGUGAUUACAUUGGAAAUGCGAUGGAAUAUUGUCCGAUCUUUUAGUUUUACCUCAAUAAUGGUAUGGAUAUUCAAAUUGUGAAAGCAUCUAGAAAGUCACAGAUAGUGAUUACAUGUGCCAAAUUAAGUGUGAAGAGGUGAUGAUUGACUCUUUCUUAAUAAAGUCCAUUUUUAUGUUAAUUAUUAAAAUAUACAGAUUAAACUAAUGACUGUCAUUAUUUAUUCAAUAAACUAAUUGAUUUAAUAAAGUGUAACUGCUGUAUUAGUCUGAAUGAUAUCACAAUUCAAGUUAAAAAUAAUACCCUAGACCAAAAA